This is a messenger RNA of Paramuricea clavata, 13094 nucleotides long. The record is from the annotation of a GenBank genome assembly. NCBI's taxonomy places the organism in Eukaryota, Metazoa, Cnidaria, Anthozoa, Malacalcyonacea, Plexauridae.
ACAGCAAGAAUCGUGACGUUUCCGUUUAUGUACCGGCCACCUUCAUCUUGAAUUCCCUGCUGCUGGCUUGCGGCGAGUUGAUGGCUUGAAAAACAAUAAUUCACCGAGAAACGACUACAAAGAACACGAUCAUUUGUGUAUGUUUUAAACAUACUUUGUUUCAAGUAGCGAAGAAAAAUCUCCUUUGCCCCACAGUAAUGGGCAAUACGACGGGAAAAAAGGGAGAUCCAGAGAAUGGUAAAUGGCGUACAUAUGUAUUGUGACUGUCUGCAUGUGUUUUGAUGUGAUCUUUCAGAAGUUAAAUGCAGCGUUCCUAAAAGGUUUUUAUUCGUUUUAGUCAAAGCAUUCUUAAACCAAGCUAAGGAAGAAUUCAAUCAGAAAUGGGAAAAACCUGCACAGGUAAAAAUAUUCGGUGAAUCGCGUGGAAGUUUUGUUGAUGUGGAACGCGUCAUUGGCUAUCGUUGAAAGGGACAAUUCAGAAGGAAUCAGCUUUAGGCAAUAAUAGUAUUUUCCGGUUUCUUAAUAUCUAUUUGACGCUGGUUGAAACAAAUUCACUAAGUUUAAACUAACAGAAAGAGCCUCUUUAACAGGGAAACUGUAAAGUUUUCGGCUUAAGCCGCUUAAAAAUAUAUUUAUAUAUGGCUUUAGUUUUUUGUCUUGUGUAUAUUUUCUGUAUAGUCAAACACAACGCCUAAUUUGCAUUUUGAUUUUUGCAGAACACAGCUUGUCUUGAUGAUUUUGAACGACUUAAAACCCUCGGGACGGGCUCUUUUGGUCGGGUAAUGCUUGUUCAACGUAAAAAGUCAGGAACAUUUUAUGCAAUAAAGAUUUUGGACAAACAAAAGGUAACUUAAGAAAUUUGAAUAGCUGGAAAUGUUGAAUUUAAAUUUUUCCUUGUAUACAACACCGUCUGGCCGCACUAUUGUUUCCGUUCGCAGGAGACCUCCAACCUUGAGUAUCCUAGGCUAUUCUACGACAUGGAAAGCUGUAAACAAAACAGCGUCCGCUUUUGAAAGACUCUAAAAUCGUUGUGGUUACUUGCAAAACAUAUGUUUACAUGUUGUACAUUGCAAACGUAUUCAAAAUAACACGGCUCAAAUUGCCCAUGAAUGCAUUGUAUUUUCAACACAAGCAAUAAUUGCUUUAUAGAUUUAACAGACACGGCUUUUUUAGGAAGACAUAUUAAGACAAGAAAUUAUAGAAUGUUCUACUUCAGCCCAGACAGAAUUGAUGAACUUGAAACCAACGGGCAAAACAGUUCCUCGCAGUCAAAACAGAUAACAUAAGGAAGAUUGUUUCUUUAUUUGAUAAAUUAAUGAAGCACUCCUCGAGAUACAUAUUAAAUCUACUCGGUGAAAUAUUAACUCUAUUUUUAAUAUUCUGUUAUAAAGGUUGUAAAGCUAAAACAAGUGGAGCAUACUCUGAAUGAAAAACGGAUCUUGCAAGCUAUCAGUUUUCCUUUCCUAGUAAAUCUUGAGUGGAAUUUCAAGGUUGGUUGAACAUUGACUGGCCAAAUUAAUGGGUUGAGUAUUUUCGUUUUACCUAUAUAUCACUCAUGAAAAAUUCUUGUAGGAAUUCCUAUAAGGAUCCAAAUUUCCUAUUGGAAUCCCUGUAGGAAGUUUUGAUUCCUUUUGAAAUUGGAUUCCAAAAGGAGUCCGAAAUUCCUAUAUGAUAUCCUAAACAAAUUCCUAUGGGAAUAUUAGAUAUUCGGGUUUUCUUAGAGUGCAUUUAUAUGGAAGUAAGCCAGCCUGGGCCCCCAAGUUAGCACUAGCCUGAAAUGACUAUAGAAUAGACCUCUUUCGUGAUCAGCCCUCUUUCAUGAUCAGCCCUCUUUCAUGAUCAGCCUGCCCUUCAACAUGGCAAAUGCCAUCAAUGAUGCAGCCAAAAGUGAAAUUAUCAACAGCAAUUUUUUGCUUAUGGAUAUUUUGUGGGCACUAUCUUCUUCGAGGGGCAUUUCACUAAAAAAAUCCCGUACACUUUGUAAAAAAAUCAGGGUAAAAUUCUGAAAACAAAUUAAGAGAAAAAACCCCGGAAAAGUCUACAAAAUUUUGGAAAAUCAACAAAAAAAUAUGGAAAAGUUCUAAAAAUCCAUUAUAAUUUAAUUCAAAAAUCCACAAAAACUCCAUCAAAUAUCUGUUGAAAAAGCUAUGGAUUUUGAAAAUCAAAAAAAUCUCGUACACUUUUAAUUCGAUUUAUUCUUUCAAAAACUUUGCUAUGUUUAUGAACAGUUGGGUAUUUAUUAAGACAUUCCAAUUACUAUCCCGAUUUCUAUUCUAGAUUUAAAUUGAACCCUCCAAAUGUUUCAGAAAGACUGGCUUAUCAUUAAGAGAAUCAGUUUAAUUAAUUAAAAUGGAAACUUUUUCAUUAAUUAAAAAUGGAUGUGUGUUUACCACCAGUAUAAUUUAGCACUGUCAAUGAAGAAAAUGAGUGAAGUAGUCAUCUUUUAAUAAGAAAAUUUAACAAAACUAUUUUAAAGUUGGUAACAAAAUUCCAACACUUGAGGCAGAAUAGAACAUUUUGAAAAAUGGAAUGAUUGAUUGGAAGUCUGGUUUAUUAACCCUUUGAGUACCAGCACUCUCCCUUGACAAGUAAAAUUGUCUGGCAUUAGACAGAUUGGGACCGAGGGAAAAUUAUGUGAUUGGUAGCAGCAACUAUGUGACUGGUCAAAAAACCUCUGGCUCCAGCAGAAAAUUUCCAGCUCUGUCAAAUUAGUGAAAAUUUGAAAUUUAAUAAAAAUUUCACGUUUCAAAGUGGAAGCACUAUCUUUGUUUUUGAUUUUAACACUUCGCAAGAACAUUUCGUACUAUGUUUGUGGUAAGCCUACGCAGUAUCAAUGCGAGUAUUUAAUUUUUCGUCGAUGUAUUCAGGGGUGUUUUUUCCGAUGUCCGACAGUAGUUUGCAGCACAAAUAAGUGCUGCUGGAGUUUUGCCGGAGUUGAACAAACUAAAGCUCCGGCAAAAUAGGCCAAAACUCCAGCGCACAGCACUAUCACAUGACUACAAUAAAAUUUCUUUCAGAAGCAAGUGUUUGCACUGAAACAGUAAGGCCAAAAAAAUAUGUGGGUUUCCGGUUUCUUCUUAUAAAAACUUACGUAGGGUAGGUCGGUUUUAACUUUUUUUUUAAACUUCUUUUUAAUUAAAUUUUCCUAACAACCGGACGCCAUUUUGUUUAGUCAGUGCUUCCACAUCCAAAGAUAAAUUUCCCUAAUAUUGCCUCAAAUUUCAAUUUUCCACAAACUUUUUCCUCUAAGUGGAAACACUUACAAGCAUGAUCCAAUAAAAAAGUUUAGGGUUGGGAUUUCGACGUCCAAAAGCUAGGUAGGGUCGGGAAACCGGAAACCCACAUAUUUUUUUUUUGGCCUAAGGAACAUAUAAAGAAAUGUUUAGCUAUUUUAUGUCACAUGCAUACUGUACAUGCCAAGUUUCAUCAUGCAUGCAUGCAGGCAUGAAUAACAUUUAGGAUGUGUUAGCCAUUUUAAUACAUCAGUGAUUAGUGAAUGAUUUCCCAGACCUUGGAAAACAGAUUGUUGUUAUAAAGAAAUAAAGCCAAACAUAAAAUUUUAAUGCAAUGAGUAGCAGCACUCUCCCCUUGACAAGUAGCCUGCAUGGCAGGCGGUCUAAAAUACCGCCUGCUGGGUUUGGCAGUGUAAUUUGAUAACCGCCCACUUUUUUGUCCGAGUCCAAUUAGCCAAUCAGCAAACACUAGAUAUAUUUAUAAUCAAACUGUCAAACUAUGUUGUUGUUUGGUCGCAAAAUUGCAAAUGUAUAAAAAUAUGUCGACAAGAGGUAGAAAAGCAAGCGCGGAAAAUGUAAAUGACUUGUCGUUUGUUUAAGUGUGCUUUGAAAUUAAAAUACGGGGCAAUACGCCAAUAGAGAAAAUAUCUUAUAUUCGUAUAUAUCGUUGGAGAAAUUAUUUAUUUAAGGCAAGCAAAAGAAACGUUACGACAGUGGUAAAACCUUGGCCGAAAUAAGCCGAAUUGCCGGUUCAGUUCAUUUAGGAAUCGAAGUUAAUUCUACCUCGGAACUAUCCGACCAAGUUUGUAAACCGUGUGAGCGAAAUAUCCAAAAUGCAAGCGAACUGAUUGCCAUAAUCAAACGAGACAUAAACGCGUUGCCUGUGUACGUUCGAACAAAUAGACAUGCAGUUGUAUAUUAAAAACCUCAGUUGCCAAUAUGAACUGUCUCGUGUCCCUAACGAUGCCGUGUGGUAACGAAAGCCUUAAAAAGUUCAGAAAGUGAAGCGGCUAUUAAUAGGCAUAGGCGUAAUAGUCCUGUUAUAAAACCUGUUGCAAGAAAGACUAUACGGCCGUCUGUAUCUAUUCUCGUUAUAUUUUCUCGCGCCAACAAGAACGAUGUAAAAAUCAAGCUUUUCACAUAGAAUGGCCAAAACAUUCUUUCCAAGGAGUAAAUCUUUAACUGCUAUCUCUUGCUCGCGUUUGACAAUCAGUUCACGUUUCGACUUUGGAGAAGCGUUCAGUUUUACAACACCUAUUAAUUAAAUUGAAUGCAUGCAUCAUUAAAGUGUCAAACGUAUGUUUACAUAUUAAAGUGCAUUCACUUUUGAGUGACAGCGGCUCAGACUCGCAGCCAAUCAUCAAUGGGAAUUCGAUUACAUUGCCAAACCCAGCAGGCGGUAUUUCCCAGGCUUGCCCAAUUUUAGGAACAGCCUGCCAUGCAGGCUACUUGACAAGUAAAAUCGUGCAGCAUUAGACAGUAAAAUAGUAGAGCGCAUUGGGGCACAAUAGGGCCAUUUACAGGGUCUUAGCUAAAGCCGUGUUGGCCAUGUUAUCGCGGCCAAAAAUGUAAAAACACGGCUAGAUGAAAUGAACGCGGCUUCAUUAUUUAGUUUUGGCUGUGCAUGUAGGUUCAUAAAAUAAGAUGUUGCUACUUACAACAUACAGAAUUUCUUUGUAAAAUCUACUGUAGUUGUUGAAAUUGGUAAAAGUGAUCCGUGAUGUUUUAAUGUUUUCAUGGAUAAUGGGCACCGUAGUGUUGUUAAAAUGGUUUUAAAUGCCCCAUGAGUUGCUAAAAUACUGUAAUUUAUUAUAAUGUCAGUGCGAAAUAUGAGCGUAUGCUCGCCUUGUAUUUGGUUGAAAAGCAUAGAACAACCACAGGUAUAGUCUGUUGUUGACAAGCAUAACUGGAGCGUGUUUUUGGCUAUUCAAGGCAAUUGACAUGGGCACACCCUGGAAAUUUAGAAACACGCCCUGGAAAUUUAGAAACACGCCCAAACUAUAAAAUGCUAGCUAAGACCCUGGCCAUUUAUACGAGCAAAAAUAAGCCGCAGCCUAAAUAAGCCGCAGCCUAAAUAAGCCGCAGCCUAAAUAAGCCGCUGCUUAAAUAAGUUGCGAACAAUUCGUAUAAACAGUCAAUUUGCAAUAAGCUGCGGCUAAAAUAAGCCCAGGCUUGAAAGCUAGGCCUAAAUAAGCCGCAGCUUAUUGGAAAUUGACUGUUUAUACGAGUUGUUCGCGACUUAUUUAAGCCGCGGCUUAUUUAGGCUGCAACUUAUUUUUGCUUGUAUAAAUGGCCCUAAUGUAACUUAAUGGGUUAAACAGCAACAUUUUAUAAAAAUAGGUACGCAGUACGUACAUGUUGCAUGCCAUCUGAAACUUCUGAUUUGAAACCUUUAUAUGAUGCACUAGCGCUCAUAAUUUUUGGUACAACUAGCCUGAAACUGAAAUAUUAAUUGAUUCAAUAAAUUUAAUAUCAAUAUAUUUGUUGAAAAAUAGCUAUUAUGUCAAAAUAAGAAAAAUUAAGAUUCUCAUGCGAAUAGGCAAUGUUUUUUUAUGAGCGACCGUUCAUCCUUAGUUGCAAGCGAUGUCCAGUAAUAACAAGGUCAAGGUUUUAUUGAAGCGAUUGACUGUUACAUUUCCUUUACAAAUUUACAACUAAAUAAUGUUAUUUCCUACAAAUUUAGCUUUAUUGUAAGUAGCUUUUUGAAUGUAUAAAAACCUGUGGAAAUUUAGAAUUACUAUAAUAGAUUGAAAAUAAUUAUUAAACUACGAUUAUUUGAUCGAAGUAGAUCAGUAGAUUGCUAUUUCGUUGUAUUAAUGAGAAUUCUGUUUGAUAUUUACAUUUCAUGUUAUUUACAAAAUGUACUGUACUCUGUAUAGUUUUGAAGUUUUAAAAAGCACACAAUAUAAUCAAUGUGAGCAUAUUGACUCCGUUUCAGUUUGAGUGUAUAAAAAUUGAGUAUUUUGAGGUAAAAUUUCGGCGAACAAUCAAUAUUUUCUUUGUGUUUCCUUGAAGAAAACCAUGGAUGAAAACGUGCAUGAGUGAUUCACAUCACAUAAAAAUACUCGUCAGAAUAAACUCAGUAUUUGUCAUAUUUUACGAAUCUGCCACGUGAUUUACAAUCACUGGUAUGCUUGCGAUGAAAUGAAAUUUAGAGCUAUAUGAAUGAAAGUUGCAUGCCAUAUAUGGCAUGGGCAUGCAACAAAAAUUAUUUAUUUAGUACAUAUAGUGAUAUCUAACGUUUUAUCUUCAUCACUGAAAGUCCUUACUGUACAUAGUGAAGCGUCUGAUUUAAUUUCACCUUAUACAGGCAUGCAUUUCUUUCAAAUUAAAAGUCAGUUAACAAAGAUUGCUUGUGCCAUAUCUGCCUUCCCACAUAUAAACAUUUAACAUCCACUUUGUUGCUAAGCAUAUGCAGAGGAUCUCUAAUUUCUUUCAAGUAAAGGGUUGCAUUCCCACUGAGGUCGCACUUAGUUUACAAAUGCAUGUGUUAAAGGCUGCAGAGCCUUGUACUGUAUGUCAGCUAGUGAAACAAUCCAACACCUUCAUACACCUGCCUUAGAACCCUGCAUGGGGCUCCAAUUCUUCAUAAAUAGAAAAAGAACCCAUCGCAUACUGUCAUGCGUCUAUAUGAUCAUUCUGAAACUGGUCACCCUAUAUCUAAUCUUUCAUUUAUAUUGAAACUUACCGAACGUGCAGUUUUCAACCAAAGUAACAAUUUCCUAAAUGUAUAUAAGUUGUAUCCACAAGCUCAAUCAGCAUAUUGCGAAUUUCACAGCACGGAAACUGCUUUACUAUACGUGUAAAAAAUAACAUGAACUGUCAACAUGUCACGUUAUUGGUAAUGCUAGAUCUUAGUUCUGCAUUCCACACUAUUCACUGAAGUUAAUGAUGGUAAAACAGAAUUUUUAAUUAUUGAUACAAGACAACAGCCGGCGGAAGUCAAUUUUAUAUAUAGUUCCUUGCGAGUUGGUAAUACCUUCAUUAACUCAACUGACAAGGCAAUUAAAAAACGAGGGAUUCUGGUUUGACCCUCAAAUGGAAUUGGAAACUAAUAUUAGCAAGUGUUCCAAAGCAGCAUUUUCCCACUUAUUCGAUCAGAUGGAUUAGAAUGUUCCUUAUCUAUGAAACUGCGCUAAAACAUUGGUCAAUUCGUUGGUGAUUAGUCAGUUAGACUAUUGCAAAUAGAAUUCUUUAUGGUUUACCAACAAUUCAUCUCAAUAAGCUUCAGUGUGUUCAAAAUGCUGCUGCGAGACUGAUAUGCAAUACCCCACGGUUUAAUCAUAUAACCCCAACUCUACAUGAUCUACAUUGGCUGCCAGUUAAGUUUCGAAUAGAUUUGAAAGUGUUACUAAUAGUUUUUAAAGCAUUGCAUAUGGCCUUGCACCGGACUACAUAAUUGACCUUAUCACCAUUAAACCUCCAUCGUGUUACAAUAUUAGAUCGAACCAGGAACUUUUACUUCAACCAUCUCCUGUGAAUACCCUGGCCACGUUGGGUGAUCGCUCAUUUGUUUCUGCAGCACCUGCCCUCUGGAACUCCCUAUCUUUACACAUCCGGCUAGCAAGUACGGUUGACUGUUUUAAAAGACGAUUAAAGACAUACAUUUUUAUGUAGCUAGCCUAUAUGUAAAUACACUGAUUCUUAGUUUAGGAUAGUCAAAAUUGUAGCAUUGCUGUACAUAGUUUUUUUUAAUGAACUUUUGAUAUAUCUAUUGUAUUUUUAUCAACAUCGAUUGCUAUGCGCUUGUGAACAUUUACUAAUGGAACUUGUGCAGUAUAAGUACUAUUGACAACAUGAGCAACCGUGUUGUAUCGGAUAUACAAACUCGAGCCGAAGGCAAGAGAAGCUUCUUCGAAAUGUUGAAGUUUUGCUUGUAUUUUUCACGUAGUUGAAUCCAUCUGCAUUUCACUCGUGCUUUUAUUCUAGUGAAUUCAAAAGCUAUCACGUGACAAAUAAAACCAAUCAGAUGGAUUUAGUACAAACAAAGUGUAAACAAAAAAUGUAAAUCACAUUACAGAAUAUAUUAAUUCAAUUAUAAUAUGAGACAAGUAUGAAAUAAGAUGAGAAUUUAGAGUACUGUCAAUGUUAAAGUACUGUUGGUGAGCAACGGCGUCCAGUCAUUGGCAACGAUGCUCACCAGCCUGUUGCAUAUAGACAUUUUAAUAGUGGCAAUCACGGUGUUUCAGAUGUGAAAACUCGGGCUCUCUGUCCCAUUUCUGGAAGUAGUGAUAGCCACAAAAGACAUGGAAUACGCCUCAUUUGCAAACUUGGCACUGUCCACCCCUGUAUAGUAUUAAUGAAUUUUUUUUAAGCUCUGUCUUUGCCUGUCAUAAGCAGACAUUGACAGUAUUUUAAAUUCUUACCUUAUUCCAUACUUGUUUCAUAUAUUAUUUGUAUUUGGUGUAGUUUUCUGCAUAUUUGUAUUAAUAUAUUCUGUAAUGUGAUUUACUUUUUUUGUUUACACUUUGUUUUGACUAAAUCAUCUGAUUGGUUUAUUCUUUGUCACGUGAUCGCUUUUAUUUUCACUAAUAUAAAAGCUCGUGUAUUUUCCCAAGUCCCACUAUUAACUUCCCGACUAAGAGCCUUUUUAUGAUGGGCUUUAAAUUAAUACAUGCCGAAUUUAGUUUUUUACCUCCAAUAUGAGGGACAAAAUUUUGUAGUUGCUGAUACAAAAUGUUAAUCAGUCCUGAUGAAACAUAUGUUCCUUAUGGUUUCAGUGCGAAUAUUUGCUUCUAAAAGACGUACAGAGAUGACUCGGUUAAAUCUGCUGUUUUAUUUUACUAAAGCCUGUAAAAGAUCAGAUGUAAACAAUUUAGGCAGAAAGCUUCAGUAACUACACUGGUGCAGUAACAUUGAAUUGAAUAAUGUCAGAAUAUAAUAAAUGCAAUAUAUGAUAAUUCCAAUGUUAGUAACCAGUAUGGCAUCAUUAUUUGAAACUUCUAAUUUGUUUGCAUAUUUGUGAGACAACUGUUGCAUAUUAGGCAGCAUAGCAGUAAUAUUUCACACGGCCAUUAAGCAUGGCAUACGACAUUCUUGACUCGUUUGGUGUAGGUGAUGGACGAGUAGCACACUUUCCACUCGAAAACCGUGAUUGCUUGGAUGUGACUACGCAUUGCCAAUUUCUCUGGCCAUGAAUAUGAUGAGCCGAUGUUUCAUUUUCAACACUCCAUCCCAGUUUUCUUGCCAAAUUAGAAGGGUUAACUUCCAAUUGUGGGGGAGGUGUGGAUGUUUCCUGGACUGAUCCCAUUAGGAUCGUAAUUCUGAUCGGAAUUUGGGCCAAGUUCGCAUUGAAUCGAUUUUUUCUUUUGGAGGUUCAAUGUAUUCCAAAUGGAAAAUUUACUUUCUCGGUAUUGGAAUUCCAAAUGGUUCUAGUUGGAAUUUUGCAAAAAGUUCCUAUUGGAAUUCCAAUUGGAUUUUUUGUGAGAAUAUGACAGUCAUGCGUAGCUUUAUUAAAAAGAGCAUUUAACACUCUUGCCAGGUAGGCAAGCCUGGCCAGUUAAUUGCUUUUUGACAGCAAAUACCUAGCUCAAUAAAAAAUUGCAUUGCUAUUUGUGUAACAGUGCCUUAUAGGAAUCAAUCCUGAUCUUGAAUUGUAACAUGUUGUCAAAUGACCAGAUUUUAUCAGGCAAUCCGAUAUGAAUGCUUGAAAGUCCAGAUAUUAAACAUUAAACGCAUGUGUAAAGUACAAUUUUAUCAGAGCAACAGCCUAAACAAAAUAAUGUGGUUUGAAUGCACAUAACCGUGAUAACGUACUGCAUUAAUUUAAAUGUCUACCUACACUGUAGUUAGUUGUAAAAUGGGUAAUAGGUUUAAGUGAAUUUUAAAUAUUUUCUGACAAAAUGUACUAAUGACGAAAUCGAACUUUGUGUCAUGCAAUUUUCAUCUGAAAUCUAAUUGUGAUUUUUCAUAUCCGCUCUCGCUUUGAGGUUGUGCAAGUUUCUAAUCAUAUCUUUAUUUAAUUUAGACCAAAUUGUACUCUACUCAAUUCAAUAUUUCCCGUUACUGAUUUCAACAAUAUUUUCAUACAUAGGAUAAUUCUUAUCUCUAUAUGGUAUUGGAGUUUGUUCCUGGUGGUGAGAUGUUUUCUCAUUUAAGACGUAUUGGAAGAUUCAGGUUGGCGGAAUUCGUAGUUGCUUUUUCUAUAAUGUAGCUUUUCGAAGGCAGAUGUAUAUUUCAUGAUUAUUAAUACUGUAUCAACCAAGACUAUUUUUCUUUUCAGUGAAGCACAUUCAAGGUUUUAUGCUUCUCAAAUAGUUCUUGCAUUUGAGUAUCUCCAUUCAUUAGAUCUUAUUUACAGGUAAGUUGGAACAUGUGCCAAUUUAAUUAUUAUCGCCUUAUUGUAGGAAAUGUAUUUGCAAAACAACCCAUAAUUGGUUGCAUUAAAAAACAUGUACAAUACAGCCCCCAAAAGAGUAGUCAUCAACCAUUGCAUACUUAUGGCGGUUACAACGGUAUUGAUAAUUAGAGUAGCAGCCCCCGCCCCUGAAAAUAUGGAAUUAACAUCCGACUAUCAACCUGAAUGAUCCUUUGAUGCAACUUUGUUUUUAUUUCAGAGAUUUAAAACCUGAAAACCUUCUUAUUGAUCAGCAAGGAUACUUAAAGGUAUGAAUGUAUAUAAUUAUAAUCCUGCAUAUAUUCUUUGCAAUGCCAGCAGUACCACGCGAAUUAACAUGCGAGUUGGCUUUCCCAUUUUGUAACAGAUCACUGAUUUUGGAUUUGCAAAACGAGUGAAAGGACGAACAUGGACAUUGUGUGGCACUCCAGAGUACUUAGCACCAGAAAUCAUUCUAUCAAAGGUAAUAAAUUCUAGUAUAAUUACAGUAUGACCUAUAUUAAAAAGUGACUGGCGCGUGUGAUUUUAUUUGAUGAUUGUCUAUUUAUUUGGCAAUUAUUUAACAAGGGUUCUACUACUUUAGGGAUACAACAAAGCAGUAGAUUGGUGGGCAUUGGGUGUGUUAAUCUAUGAAAUGGCAGCUGGUUACCCACCGUUCUUUGCCGACCAACCAAUUCAGAUUUAUGAGAAGAUUGUUUCAGGAAAGGUACUUAUUUUUAUCCACUGCUUAUACGAUGUCUAAAAGAUGACGAUGAUUACUUUUUAUCUCACUGUUUAUUUAUUGUGAUGUUGGGCAGUGGACGGGAGUCCAAAAUUCGAAUCUGUUCCACACAGCAAAUGCCUUUUAAAAAUUUCUAUUAAAUAUUUUCCUCAGAGUCUGAAAUAACGGUAAAAAAAUUGUCAGGAAAAUAUUUGGCACUGCCAGAUGCCGACGUACCUGAGUAUUUGUGUACGAUUCUUAUUCUGGGUAUGAAAAUUACUGCUCAUGGCAUUAUUGCGCUUCAUUAAGUUUAUUGUGAAAUUUGAAAUACAACCACUUUACACGUGGUUCUUCGAUGAGAUACGCCAGAAUAUGAGUCGUACGACAAAUUGCAGCGUGCAAACGUACCUUUCAUAGAUUCUUACAAAUAGAGGAAGUACAAUCUCGUUCCCCGAGCCUGCGAUCCUUGGGAAGGAAACGAAGGCUCUGGGAUAAUCCGUUGCCGGAAGCCAGGAAUUGUGGCUAAGAUUGAACUACGCAUUCCAUUUCAACGGCCAAUCAGAUUCCUCCCUGAAACGGAUUAUCCCAGAGCCUCGCGUUCCUUCCCGAGGAUCGCAGGCUCGGGGAACGAGAUUGGAGGAAGUAUUGCUUUAAUGCUAGUAUUUGAGUUUUGUUUACCUAAUUUGUUUAAAUAUAAUUUGCAAAUCGUUCAGGUCCGGUUCCCAUCUCAUUUUACCUCGGAAUUAAAAGAUCUUCUGAAGAACUUGCUUCAAGUGGAUUUGACGAAACGUUAUGGUAAUUUAAAGAAUGGGGUAAAUGAUAUAAGAAAUCACCGAUGGUUUGGUCCGACUGAUUGGAUUUUGAUUUAUCAGAAGAAGGUAAUUUAUGUAGUACCAAAUACUGUCCUAUAUUCGUACCAAAACAGUCAAACGAGUCCGUGAUAUUCUCUUACUACUCGUCCCCUGAGUCACGGAAUAAGACAUACAGAAGUGUAACUUCCAUUACAAAACCGUAAGGCGCUUUUUUACCGAAAUAGCUGGCGGCCAUGUUCUUAGCAAAUGCCCUAAAGAGAGGCAUUCACCCCCCUGGAAUAUUAAAUUUUCAAUAUGUUUUCAGGGGGGUGACUGCCUCUCUUUAGGGCACUUGCUAAGAACAUGGCGGACUGAAAAAAUCCCUUACGCACUUUUAAUAAGAAGAUAACUUCUGUAUGUCUUUAUUCUGUGCCUGAGUCUUUCAUUAUGUUUUCAAUCCACGUUCAAAAUGUUUCUUGAUAAAGGUGGAAGCUCCGUUCAAGCCGAAAUGCAAAGGUCCUGGUGAUCCGAGUAAUUUUGACGACUAUGAAGAAGAACAAUUAAGAUUGUCAACAACGGAAAAAUGCGCAAAAGAAUUUGCCGACUUUUAAAGAAGAACUUCCUUCAAACGACAACUGCGCCGUAGUCUGUGACUAUACAUACGCGUUUUUUGGAGGGACACAAACCAGACUCGUGCGUCUCUAUUCAAACGACUUUUAAUGAUUUUAGUCCGAAAUUUAACGAAACAUUGGUUCAUUAUUUAUUAAAAUCCGAAAGUUUUAAGUAUAUAGAGAAAUGAGGAAGUUUUAUUUGUACGAACUUUUAAAACAUGGUCUGUAAAUUAUUGUUAUAGGAUACAGUUAUGCGUAUCUCGUUGACCGAAAUCGUACAGAAAGAUAGUAUUAUAUGACGCAGUUACUGUGAAAUAAAAGUUAUCUCUAAUAUCCGGGUCUAUAAUUGUAAAUACUCUGCUGUAUUUUGAGUGUGAUGUAUUGAAAUUUGAAGGAAGUAGCGAUAUGGUCGCAUGCGUGUUG